AUGCCAUCAUCGUGCCGCAGCACCAGCACCGACUUCCCGCAGUUCGCGCUGCUGCCGGCCGAGAUCCAGCUCAUGAUCUGGGCUGAAGCGGCUGCGCAGCCGCCCCAAGUGCACUUCUUUCAGAAUCUCGAGCCAAAGUUUGAAAAGUGGAUGGACGAGGACGUGUUGUUGGUGCCCAACGGGCAGUCAGGCGCACGGGGGCUGGUGCAUCUGUCGCGGGCUUGCAAGGACGCGCAUUCGGCCGUCGCCCGGCGCGAGCAAGCCAUCGAUACCAAGACGCUGCUGCGCAUCAUGCUCGGCGAGGCCCGGACGGGCACGACACUGCGACUGACCCUGGAUCUGAGGGCCGACCUCGUCUGCCUCGGCGGCCCCGACGCCAGCCGUCAGGAACUGGACGCCAUGCUCGAGUGGGCCAACCCGUCGCACAUCCUCUUCACUGGCGCGAGGCAUCUGGCGGUGCGCUACCAUCCGGAGUGGGACCGCUUCCGUGUUAAGCCGGUGGACCACGGCGACACGUGCCAUCGAACCUCGUGGAGACGCCGGGAUGGCAUGCCGUUUUGCGGCGUGUGCAUCCGAUGCCUGAUGGCCAGGUUCAAGAAGCUAGAGAGCUUCUACCUUAUUGUCGACGGGUGCAGUCCGUCCGAGUCGGCCACGCCUAACAACAUCGAAGCCCAGCGAGCUUUUGAGUGUCCAGGGCUCAAGCCGAGGGCACGGGAAUUCCAGGCCUACAACCGUACAUAUUUCGAGCUUCUUGAUCCAUGGCGAAGAGAUGAGCUACGGCUCCCAGUAACAUCGUUGAAGGAGGUCGAGAACAGCAUAGUGAGUAUUUGCCAUGCACAUCCAAUCGUGAAACUUUAA
Molecule: messenger RNA, 858 nt
Organism: Lasiosphaeria miniovina
Lineage: Eukaryota; Fungi; Ascomycota; Sordariomycetes; Sordariales; Lasiosphaeriaceae
Exons: 1
Coding region: 1-858 (285 amino acids)
Source: RefSeq, a predicted model, not a curated record